UUGUUGAACGUGCGCAUCAUAAGAUUGGUGUUAUUGGUGAACACUUCGUGGCAGUUAUUCUGAGAUAGACAUUGUCUGAAAAAAAUAUUACAAGGCCACCAUGCCUUCUGGUAAGAAUUUCAGGAGAAGAAGAGCUGAUUCAGACGAGGAAGAAGACGAGGAGACAGCCGCCGAAGUCAGAUCUAAACUGGAUGAGGCAAAAGAAGUUCAGAGUCUACGGAAAAGACCAAACGGCGUGAGUGUCAUUUCACUAUUAGUCGGAGAGAAACUGCCAUUGGAAGCUGAGAUAGAGGAUGACCCUUUCAAGCUGAAGACAGGAGGGGUUGUGGACAUGAAAAAAGUCAAAGACAGAAACAGAGACAUGACGGAGGAUGAAACGGAUCUCAACCUGGGAACGUCUUUCUCAGCAGAGACGAAUCGGCGAGAUGAAGACGCAGACAUGAUGAAAUACAUAGAGACAGAGCUAAAGAAAAAGAAGGGGCUGCUGGAGACAGAGGAACAAAAAGUGAAGGUGAAGAAUGCAGAAGACCAGCUCUAUGAGUUGCCAGAAAACAUCAACGUCUCUUCUGCCAAGAAGACUGAGGAAAUGCUGUCCAAUCAGAUGCUGAGCGGGAUUCCAGAGGUGGACCUGGGCAUUGAUGCCAAGAUAAAGAACAUCAUAUCUACAGAAGAGGCCAAAGCCAAGCUCUUGGCUGAACAGAGGAAUAAGAAGAAGGACAGCGGCACCUCAUUUGUGCCCACGAACAUUGCAGUCAAUUAUGUGCAGCACAACCGCUUCUAUCAUGAAGACGUGAAUGCUCCGGCCAGGCGACACCGUGAGGAGCCCAAGGCCCGACCACUCCGCGUGGGCGACACUGAAAAACCAGAACCUGAACGAACUCCACCAAACCGCAAGAGGCCAGCCAAUGAGAAGGCCACUGACGAUUACCACUACGAGAAGUUUAAGAAGAUGAACCGACGAUACUGAGGACCCCCACAUAUCUUCCUGUUUUCUGAAUUUAUGUGGAGCUAAUGUGUUAAGCAUUUUCUGUGUUAUGAUUGUAUUGUAUUUAUUUACUUUUUUGCCCACAGAUUUAGACAAUAGAUAUGUCUGCAGAAAGUUGAAUUAUCUAUGAGACCAGCAUUCCAUCUGUUUCUUUUGAA
Messenger RNA from Megalops cyprinoides (Indo-Pacific tarpon), 1143 nucleotides. It is a transcript of the gene c5h9orf78, whose product is annotated as chromosome 5 C9orf78 homolog. The record is from RefSeq and is a predicted model, not a curated record. Bases 101 to 967 code for a protein of 288 amino acids. Gene Ontology annotation, biological process: mRNA splicing, via spliceosome. The transcript is spliced from 9 exons. Lineage: Eukaryota; Metazoa; Chordata; Actinopteri; Elopiformes; Megalopidae. Gene Ontology annotation, cellular component: spliceosomal complex.